Messenger RNA from Thrips palmi, 6949 nucleotides. RefSeq lists its product as uncharacterized. Gene Ontology annotation, molecular function: zinc ion binding. The transcript has 14 exons. NCBI's taxonomy places the organism in Eukaryota, Metazoa, Arthropoda, Insecta, Thysanoptera, Thripidae. The record is from RefSeq and is a predicted model, not a curated record. Bases 883 to 5772 code for a protein of 1629 amino acids.
UCUCUAUUCGCAGGAAUUCACUUUGCAAGGAAUUCCUGCGAAUAGCCUCGCAAGCUCUGCGCGCAGGAAUUUCUGCAAACAGGUACUUCAUUCAAAUCCGCAGGAAUUCCUGUCGAAUUAAAACAUUAACACUAUUGGCAGGAAUAUUUAUAGAUUAGCAAAUUAUUUUAAGUCUGUCCAUAAUUACUUCAUCUCUGAUGCUUAAAAAUAAAUAAAUCGCAAAAAAAUAACAAUAAAUAAAUCGCAAAAAAAUAUUUCAUUAGGGAAAAUCACAGGUCUCAGCCCACAUGUCUCCCUCCACUAUCUCCAUAAGCUCUGUGGCAGGUGUGACACCAUGGCGACACUGGCAUUUAUGGUCAUCCCCCAUUUCGCCCAAGCCAAUCUGAAUAAUUUUGUAACAAGCAAUACACAGAGAUACCUAACCUAUCUCAGACGGAAACGACGACCCAAGCUGUAUUGCCCCUGCCUCUGCCAUGGGGCGACGAAAAACACGUCGGGACACGUUUGUUUGUCGGUGUCGAUUCAUAUUUCAAACAGCUCCCCGACUCUUAUCGCGGGGGUGCCGCUUCCGCAGAAUCCCCCUCCAAUACCAACCUACACAGUUCCGCUUCACUGUGUCUAUUGGCGUUUCUCAUCGUGAACGAUGAAGUCUUCUGAUUCAAUGUAGGUUUACCAUAAAAAUAUGAGACUCUCAAGCAGAGCCGAUAGUUGUGUAUACCGGCUAUUAUAUUUAAAUUCUGGUUAGCUGAGGGAAUGAGAAUCAGUAGGUUGGUUACUGUGGAGGCGACAGUGGCGCUCUCUACUGUGGACUGAGGGCACUGUUUUGAAAUGUGAUCUGGCCCUGUCCGUCAAGGGAACCUGCUCAGUGUCUGUCGUUCCACCAUGGCGGGGCCGGCAGAGGGAAUACGGCAAGGAGCGUAUUUUUCUUCUUACGCUGAGUUUAAAGAGGCUCUAGACAUAUAUAACAGGGAAAAAAACGUUCUUUUUACAACUGCAUCUUCAAAGGCUGUAGCCAUAGCCAACAACAAUCUGAAAGCAGGAGAGGAGCCUUACGCUGAAGCCCUCAAGUACAAAAACCUCACCUUAACAUGCAAAAGUGGAGGCUAUUAUCGACCAUCGUCAAGCAAGGGUUUACGCCCUCACCAGCGGACGAUGAAAAUAGGGUGCCCUGCACAGAUCACCUUGAAAGCUGUGAGGCAUCCAACUCAGAGACUGCAGAUUACAAUCUUAAGGGAGAAACACUCACAUUUGCAAACGGAGGAUUUUGCUGCAUUCUAUCCUGAGAAUAGACGAGUUGAUGCAGAGACUGAAACAACUGUUGACAAUAUGAUUUUAUGUGGAGCAAAGCCAAUGCACAUCAGAUCUCAUGUGAGAAGCACCACGAGAAAAAAAAUGACUCCAAAGGACUUCUCAAACCUGCAGCAAAAAAUUAAAAAGAAAAACAGGAAAGGGAAAACCGAUGAAGAGGAUCUGCUGGCUGAGUUGAACCAUCUUCUGGAGGAAGAUCCUGGAUCCUUUUACAAAAUCGGUUAUGUUGAUGAGGGAGAGAGUGAAGAAGAAGAAGAGGAUGGAGAUGAAGCUGAGAAACCUAGACCUAUUGACUUUAUAAUUUUUCAAACUUCGGAGAUGAGAGAAAAUCUGCGGCGGUUUCCAGACAUUGUUGGGAUGGACACUACUUACGAUACCAACAAGCAUAACAUGCACCUUGUAGUGAUGCAAGUGGUAGAUAAUCAUGGGAAUGGGAGAAUUGUGGCUUAUGUUCUUGUUCGGAGAGAGACGAAGGAUAUUAUUGAAGCAAGCAUAGCAACCUUCGCCAAGGCUAAUGAGGAUGUGAUGCCACAUGUGAAAACAGUGUUAGUGGACAAAGAUUACAAAGAAAUUGGAGGCAUUAAAAAGGUCCUUCCACAUGUUCAUGUGCAUCUUUGUCACACACAUGUCUUGAGAAUCUUUGAGAGAAAAACUAAGAAGGAGGAUAAUGGUCCAGAAAUUUUCAAGAUUGUGAAGCAGAUGAGUGUCUGUCAAAGCAAAGAAGAAUUUUUAGAACUGUAUUCAAAACUACAAACUGUAGCAUCAGAGAACUUUAUGACCCAGUACUUUGACAAAUUCUGGAAAGAUAUUGACUCAGCCUGGAUAUUGUAUGUCAGGAAUGCCUCUCUGUCACUUGGCAUCAGAUCAAAUCAACAUGUGGAAUCUCACAAUGGCAAGAUUAAAUCUGUAAUCAACAGGACACAAACAGUUGCUGAUCUCAUUAGACAGUUGCUGAGACUGCACAAGUCUAGGGAGUUUGAUAGUGCAUACAAAGACUUCAGAGAGAUGGCAUCUAAGGCCUACAUUGCGCACAACCGAGAUCCUGAUGUUCAACUCAUCCUCGAUUCCCUCUCGGAUUGGGGAGGCAGGUUAUUAGUUAGUGAACUGAAAAAGAGUGCUUCCCCAGACUAUGUCCAAGGUCCUGACAUUGUAACCGAGGAUGAAAACUUGUGCUCUUGCAAUUUCUACAAGAUGUUUGGCAUGAAACAUUGCGCUCACAUCUUUUUUCAAAGACGUAAUUCAGGACAUGAGUUGUUUGUGGUAGCUGAUGUACCAUUAAGGUGGCUAAAGACUGACAACAGAAACCAAGACCCUGACGAAGAUGAAAGUCCAGUUAGAGAACUUCAAAAUGGGGGUCAAGUUAGGGUCUCUAUGAGGCGCCACCCAUUAGGACCACGACCUAUGGACAAAGCAGCUAAGUACAAAAAAGCUCUUGAAGUGUGCACUGAAAUCUCCAGUUUGCUGUCUCUGACUGGUGGACAGCAAUUUGAGCAACGAAUGGAGGCUUUGGAGAAUAUUUUGAAGCUGUGGAUGAGCAAGAGGGAAUGCAUAGUUCUACCCAUCUCAGCCAAUGGUGUAAUUGAUAUGGAAUUCAUUCAAAAUUCUGAAACACAUAAUGUUGAACCCACUGCUAGUGACAGAACAACAGAGGAAGUUCACAUUUCAUCAAAUACAGAAACUUCAGGCACUCAUAAUUUGAGAGAUGAUUUGGGAGCCCAAAAGUGUCCCCCAGAUAUAUACAUGGUAACCUGCAAGAAUUGCGAAGUAGCAAUACCCCGGAAGAUUGUUAAGAAACAGGGAAGCAGGAACUAUAAACGUUUCUAUUAUGUCUGCCGGUGCCAUCCUACAGCCCCAUUUUAUCGGUGGGAAAAAUGUUUCCAUUGCAAUGCAGUAGAUGUUAGAGAGGGACAUUAUCAAGAGGAUGCAAUCCCACACUCCCAAAAUGGUCCCGGUGAAAAUACAUCAUCUCCUAACAUUUUUGGAAAUAGAUCACCACUCAAUAAUUCUGCUAACAGUGGUGGUGAAAUUGGGCCUUCAAACAAUGAUCAAGAAAAGACUCUUGCCGAACUCGUGUCAGAUUAUGAAAUAAAAAGCAGAGCAUCAUCAGCAAGGAUGCAACCACCUGGCAGUCCUGAUAUGUUUGGGCCCUCAGAUCCCGAGUCAGAUGGAAGCUUCCACAUGUCCUCAAGACGCUCUCCUGAAUUACACGAGACCCACUCUCAUAUCUCGGACUCACCAACUGAGAAUAUUCCUGGCAAUAGUAGUCCUGAUGAAAAUGUGUCACUAUCACUACCUAGUUGUGAUGAAUUUGUAUUCACUACUAAUUCUGCCAAUAAUGACCCUGAAUAUGUGUUAAUUCAAAAGCAAAUAAGUGAAGGGAAAACUCUUUCCCAACUUCUAGCUGAUUUUGACAGGAGAAAUCCUCCAAAGAGGAAUGAUCAAAGAGGACAAGAGACUGCUACUGAUGAAUCAGAUGGGUCACCUAUACACACAUCUAUUAGGCGCUCCCAAGAAUUGACUUCACCAACCAACACUGUGUCAGAGCCUGAUGAAGAUUCAGAUGGAUUAUCCAUACAUACAUCUUUAAGGCGCUCCCAAGAAUUGACGUCACCAACCAACACUGUAGUACAGCCUGAUGAAGAUUCAGAUGGAUUAUCCAUACAUACAUCUUUGAGGCGCUCCCAAGAACUGACUUCACCAACCAACUCUGUGCAUGAUCAAGAUUUGGAUGGGUUAUCCAUACAUUCACCUUCAAGGCGCUCCCAAGAAUUGACUUCACCAACCAACUCUGGGGCAAACAAGGAGCAGGAGCCAGGUUCUGAAAAAAAUUCUGGUGGGUCCAUUCAUAAAUUUAAAAGGAACCCUCAAGGAAUGACUCCAUCAACCAAUUCUGCAGCAAACAAGAUUUUGCAGCAUCAGCCCUCCUUCGCUCUCCCUCAGACAAACCAAGGACCUCUGAAACCUCUGGAUAAAAGCGCCCAGGAAGCUCGUAGAAAAAAGGGUAAAGAAAUUCCUGAUGCAAAUGUCAAAGAGCAUUCCCACAAUUCUUGGAUUGUAGUUUCAAGUACCGAUCAGGAUCAAUCCUAUAAAGUCAUCGAGAAGCAGCAAUUGUGCAAAAUAAGUGCAUGUGCUGAGCCUCCAUGCAGCCACAUGUUCAGCUGCUCAUGUCAGGACUUCCGAUACAGAAAGGCUCCAUGUAAACAUAUUUAUAAAAUUUAUGAGGUCGUCAAGCAGAAUGAAGAAAAUAAUGCAAACUCUAGGAGAAUAGUGAUCAGGGAUGUGUCUAAAUUGUCUAGUCUUGUAUUGCCGAGUCAUAAUGUGAGUGGAAAUCCUCGGAUCAAGAAACCAGAGAAAAAAGGUGGAUCAACUCGACAACCUAGACUACUCAAUGAAUGUGGUGCUUGUAACAAAAUUAUUCAGCAGGGUGCGCUUAUUUCGACUUGCUCACUGUGCAAGAAGGUAGUGCAUCAGGACACAGAAUGCUCCAUUCCAAGUGUCUCAGGUGUGAUGGUUGAUGAGGAUGUAAGAGUUUGUAGGCGCUGUCUUUGUGAGAGGUGCAAGAAACCCAAAACGAAGAACCAUCUGUGCCAGUGUCAUACCUGCCACAGAGCUAUUCGAGACAGUGACGACAGCUCUGAAUGUAACAACUGCCGCCAAUACAGCCACAAUAGGUGCAUCUCACAUAAAAACGCUUUUUGUGACCCUUGCAACUACAUUCGAGUUACUGGAUGGGGCCGUAACGACACAAGGUUGCUGCUUAAUGGAGCCAUGCUCACUGAUGUUCAUAUCAUUGCAGCUAUAAGAAUGCUGCAGGAUCAGUUUCCAGAUGUGGAUGGGCUGCAACCUCCUAUAGCACAGGAGAAGGAUAUUACUACGAAUGUAAUUCAGUAUCCUAAAAGACGUCCAGGAAGUGACUAUGUCCAAAUUAUAUCAAAUGGCCAUAUGCAUUGGCUCACUUGUAUAAUUUUGAAGGGUCCUCACGGCAAAGCAACAGUCCUGGACACUCUGAACAAUUUUUCUCUGUCAAGUUUUGCAGAGCAGCAAGUUGCUCUCAUGAUGCACACUGACCAUACAGAAUUUAAAGUAUAUUUCCCCCACUGUCAGGACCAAGGAGCCACUAUGGAUUGUGGGCCACUAGCUAUUGCUCUGUCCACUGAAUUUUGCUUCACCAGGGAGAUAAAGGAGACUACUUUUGAUACUGACAGAUUAAGGCCACAUUUUCUACAGUGCAUGCAAAGAGGUAGGAUGGAAAGAUUUCCUCAGCGGGGAGAGCCACCAAAGCUGAAGAAAGGAAGCUCCAGCAAGUGGUCAUUCGUGAAGGUCUACUGCAAGUGUCGCCUUCCAGACCACUUCGACAAAAUGUUGGUGAAGUGCAGCACCUGCCGCAUGUACUACCACAUGAAAUGUGAAGGCCUCACUAAAAAUCCAAGCAAAAGACAUUGGAGUUGCAGCAAAUGCUGCUAAGUCCAUCGGUCUUCUCCACAGUGGAAAUGGUGUAGUGUUUUACAUAUGCCUCUGUGCCUUCUCUAUUUCAAGGGUUACCAAAACAUUACUACAUUAUCAUAUCUUUGUGGUCUUAUAUACUUUUAUAUACUAGUCUUAUAAUUUCUUUGUUAUUUAGCUUUAUUCAAUUCCUAACUCUCAUUAAUCACAGGUGUGCUCUUAAAUAUUUCCUGAAGAAGAAAAAGCAAAACUUCUGCUCUGAUAAAAAAAUAUACGUAAGCAAUUUUCCCAGUGAGCACAAUUUCUUAAGACUGGUUGAGAUCAAGUUGUCAUUUCUUGAACGCAGAAUAUUAUUUUCAUGGGUAAAUUAUAGCAAUGUAUCAGGAAAAAUGCUGUAAAGUGCCUUAAUAUCAAAGUAUUUUUACUGCUCGAAAACACCUAAGAGUUUUAGACUAGUGAUUUAGUCAGGGUUCUUGUUCUUGUUAUGUUGUUGGGAAGACUAUAAACAGUUCCUCUCAAGAUAAAAUUUUGUGAUCUUUAUUAAGGAAUAAGGAAUUUUAUUGUGAUAUGUCCGUGUAUUGAAGUAGAGCAUAAAUGCCUGAACUUAUUGAAGCUGUAUUGUAGUUGUAGGUGUGUCUCUUGUAAUUAUUUAUGAGUAUUUACAGCCACAAUUUUGCAAAACAAGCUUGCAAAACGGUUGAAUUUCCGUGUACUUCCAAUGGUGGUCUGUAGGCAUCUUAUUGUCAUUAUCCUCUAAUUUAAAUGUGUAAUCUUGUGACAUAUUGCUGACGAGUUCAAUAAAUGUAUAUUAUGGGAUGCAUUAAUAUAGUUAUUGACAGAUACCUAGAACUCAGCCAAAAGAACCAAAAUAAAUAUAUACUUAGAUGGCCAUUUGAUGUGCAUAGUACUUGAAAUGGGCCAAAGUUCCUGGGAAUAACAUAUUAUUUGUGAAUCCGCAAGAAUUCUUGUUUAUAGCACUUUUAAUGGAAAUAUGCAGGAAUUUUUGUAAAUAGCAUCUCUUAUAAAAAUGCGCAGGAAUUCCUGCAUUUUUGAUUCACGCAAUCUAUUGGCAGGAACAUAUUUAUUUCUUGAACAAUCCCUGCAAAUAGUCAGAAGCCGAGACAAUCGCAGGAAUCCCUUCCUGUCGAUAGCCAACACACUCCAUAAAGGCAGGAACUCCUUCCGGCGAAUAGCCGAA